This is a messenger RNA of Suillus bovinus, 498 nucleotides long. RefSeq lists its product as uncharacterized. The transcript is spliced from 3 exons. Gene Ontology annotation, molecular function: FAD binding. Lineage: Eukaryota; Fungi; Basidiomycota; Agaricomycetes; Boletales; Suillaceae. The record is from RefSeq and is a predicted model, not a curated record. The coding region runs from base 92 to 376 and encodes 94 amino acids.
CUGGCCCCGUCCCAUGUUAUAAGGGACCUGCUGAUCCAAUCCUCGAAAUUCAAACCAACUAAUCCUUUUGCCAGUGUCUCGAGCGCUAUAUAUGCAUUUUGUUCAUCCUCCCAUGCUGAUCGUUGGUGCUGGGUCAGUGGGUCUGGUAGCAGCGUUGACGCUCCUCCAAAAAGAUAUCUCAGUUCGGAUCAUCGAUAAAGAUCUCCACCCUCGCAUCGGACAGCGUGGUUCCAGAAUAUGGCCCCGCUCCCUCGAACUCUACAACUUCCUGGAUGUUUCAGAUGUCAAUAAUCUGGGGAUAGCAGCCCCUCUCCGUUCAUACAAGCCCGGGACGUUGGAACCUGUGAAAGACUCAUCGAUGGUCCUGCAUAUAUAAAUUACCCCAGCAAUACCAUUUGUGCGCAACACUAUUGUAUAAUCAAACCUUUAUGUCGCAUGUUCCCAGAACGACGGGUCGACAACGUUACAACUCCUAGAUGUAAUUCUGCGACGCCACCU